Loxodonta africana (African savanna elephant) is the source of this 1119-nucleotide messenger RNA. Its product is annotated as olfactory receptor 2T1. Gene Ontology annotation, biological process: detection of chemical stimulus involved in sensory perception of smell; G protein-coupled receptor signaling pathway. Gene Ontology annotation, molecular function: G protein-coupled receptor activity; olfactory receptor activity. The record is from RefSeq and is a predicted model, not a curated record. NCBI's taxonomy places the organism in Eukaryota, Metazoa, Chordata, Mammalia, Proboscidea, Elephantidae. The transcript has a single exon. Gene Ontology annotation, cellular component: plasma membrane. The coding region runs from base 151 to 1119 and encodes 322 amino acids.
UUGCUGGAUAUCAGUACUGAGAAAAUAUUCACAGAUGGUUUCUUCCAACUGUUGGAAGUUCACUACCUAACAAUUAAUCUACAUUUUGUUAUUUUCAUUCCCUGGGGAUGUUAUCUUUUUAUUUGUAAGAUUCUAGAGCAUAUCAGUACCAUGGUGGGAUCAAUGGAAGAGUAUAAUACAUCCUCUACAGAGUUUACCUUCAUGGGGCUGUUCGGCAGGAAGGAUACAGCAGGACUUCUUUUUGCCAUUGUCAACGUUAUCUUCUUCACUGCACUGAUGGCUAAUGGGGUCAUGAUCUUCCUGAUCCACACCGACUCAUGCCUCCACACUCCCAUGUACUUCCUGCUCAGCCACCUCUCCUUCAUUGACAUGAUGUACAUCUCUACCAUUGUGCCCAAGAUGCUGGUCGAUUACAUGCUGGGCCAAAGGACCAUUUCCUUUGUGGGGUGCACAGCUCAACACUUCCUCUACCUCACCUUGGUGGGAGCAGAAUUCUUCUUGUUGGGCCUCAUGGCCUAUGACCGCUAUGUGGCCAUCUGCAGCCCUCUGAGAUACCCUGUCCUCAUGAGCCGCAAGGUCUGUUGGAUGAUCAUAGCAGGUUCCUGGUUUGGGGGGUCUUUGGAUGGCUUCCUCCUAACCCCCAUCACCAUGAGCUUUCCCUUCUGCAACUCCCGGGAGAUUAAUCAUUUCUUCUGUGAGGCACCUGCAGUCCUGAAGUUGGCAUGUACAGACACAUCUCUCUAUGAGACAGUGAUGUAUGUGUGCUGUGUUUUGAUGCUGCUGAUUCCUUUCUCCGUGGUGAUUGCCUCCUAUGCCCGAAUCCUAACCACAGUCCACCACAUGAGCUCAGUGGAGGGGAGGAAGAAAGCAUUUGCCACCUGCUCAUCUCACAUGAUUGUGGUUACCUUGUUCUAUGGGGCCGCCAUGUACACGUACAUGCUACCGCACUCUUAUCACACACCAGCUCAGGACAAAGUUUUCUCCUUAUUCUAUACCAUCCUCACACCCAUGCUAAACCCCCUCAUCUACAGUCUGAGGAACAAGGACGUGACUGGUGCUCUGAGGCGGGCCUUGGGCAAGUUCAAGUCUUCACAAAGAGUGUCAGGGGAUGCCUUUUGA